CAAAACAUGGCGCUGGCCCGCCGCGCUGCAGCUUCCCCGACAGACGACGCAGAGAGGGACAGACGGAGGAGAAGAAGAAGGAGAAGAAGAAGAAGCGGGUAGCGGCUCGUCCUGAAACCUGUUUUUACAAACUCUCUAUCUCUUGACACGAACAGAACUCCGCGUGCUUCGAGGUGUCCGCCGGAGAACUUUACUUGGAGCCCUUUUUGGAGACGUUUACGCGUCAGACCGCCGUGCGCGUAACAGAGAGCCCACCUGUCCCGACGAAGGGAGACUUCACAUUCCGUUUGUUCCAGGAUGUGAAUCUCCCUGAUUUACAUCACAUAACGGGGCCGAGCGAGCGGACAGGCGGGUGGGGGGUUCGGGGUCAGCGGACUGGCUCUGGGAGGAACAUGUGCGGCCCUGCGAGGAGCAGAACCAUCGAGGCUGGAGAGGACUGAGUGUUUCCAGGGGGAAAAAACAACAACUUUCUUCCCCUCUUCUCCACCGAGAGGAUGGAUGGAGAACAUUCUGCGCUGUCAGGAGUGGAGAGGGAAAGAGAGAGGCUUCCACCGAUUUACAACAGCUCCGCUCCUGCUGGUUUCGGGCGAGGAGCUAAGCAGCCGUUUCCGUCUCUGGGCACCUUCAUCUCCACGCUGAGCCAGAGGAGGGACGCAGGGGGGCGGGGCUUCGCUGGCGGCAUGACGGGCACCCUGACCAGCACCCAGUGGCUCAGACAUGGGAGAGAGCUGCCUCCCAUCUGCAGCGACGUUCGCCAGAAGCAGCGUCUCUCCAUCGACACGCUUCCCCCGGAGGUCAAAGCUCCGUUCCCCUGCGACCCCGUCAUCCCCCUGCGGACCAAGACCACCAAGGAGUUUCAGGAGGACAUGGAGCGUGCCGUCCAAUCAGGUGACUGGAGGGAGGUCCGAGAGUUUUACCUGACCACCUUCAACUCCUUCAUAGAAAUCAACGCUGCCUUCAAGCGAGAGGCGAACGGAUCCUUUAACACCGUGGACGACUCGGGGGUCAACGGAAAGUUCGUCAACGCCGUUUACGACGCGCUGCUCAGCACGCCUCAGGACAUCCAGAAGUCUGUGUUGAAAGGCAUCAUCAACAGCCUGCUGAGGGAGUGGAAAGGGCCUCGGACCAAAGACGACCUUCGAGCUUAUUUCAUCCUUGUUCAGAACCCCCAGUAUUCGAGCACCAGCACCUAUGUGAUCUACGCUCACCUGCUGAGGCAGAUCGCAGCUCUCUCCGAGGCCGACCACCACUUCCUGGUUCACUGGCUAAAAAAGCUGUCGGCAAGGCGUUUCAGGCAGCCGGUAGAGCGCCUCCUGCAGUUCAUCUCCACCCGACUGUUUCCUGCAGAACCGGACGAACUUCCACCUCUAACCAAGUGCUCCUGGUGGAUUCCCUCGGCCACCAAAGUGCUCGGCCUGUUCAAUGCAGCCAACAGCGUCUCCUCGGCUCCCAUCAUGCCUUUCACCGACUUCUACAACAUCACCCUGGAGCACAUUGACUUCAUGGAGGAGUACAGGACCUGGCAGAACUACGGCAACUCCAAUAGGUUUUCCUUCUGUCAGUUCCCCUUCAUCCUUUCAACGGUGGUGAAGAAAGCCAUCAUCCAGAAAGACUCUGAGCAACAGAUGAUCAGUCAGGCCAGGCAAAGUCUGGUCAGUAAAGUGUCUCGCAGGCAGAGAGUGGACAUGAACCUUCUGUUCCUCAACAUCAAAGUACGACGAGCACAGCUCCUCAGCGACUCACUGGAUGAGCUGACGAGGAAGCGGUGUGACCUGAAGAAGAAGCUGCGGGUGACAUUUGUCGGGGAGGCGGGGCUGGACAUGGGCGGCCUGACGAAGGAGUGGUUCCUGCUGCUGGUCCGACAGAUCUUCCACACGGACUACGGAAUGUUCACCUACAUGAAGGACUCGCGCUGCCAUUGGUUCAGCAGUUGGAAGUGUGACAACUACUCUGAGUUCCAGUUGGUCGGGACUCUGAUGGGCUUAGCAGUUUACAACAGCAUCGCCCUGGAUAUCCACUUCCCCCUCUACUGUUACAGGAAGCUCCUGACUCCACCCACUAUACCAUGUGACCAAAAUGCCCUUGUCGGCAUGGCAACUGCCACCCUGGACGACCUGCAGCAGAUCAUGCCGGAGCUGGCUCGUGGUUUGGGAGAGCUGCUGAGCUACGAGGGAAACGUAGAGGAGGACUUCUACCUCUCGUUCCAGGUUUUCCAGGAGGAAAUGGGCGUGGUUAAAUCUCACAACCUGAAGCCUGGAGGAGACAAAAUCCCCGUCACCAAGCAAAACCGGAAGGAGUACGUCCAGCUCUACAUCGACUUCCUGCUGAAUAAAUCCAUCAAUAAACAGUUCGCCGCCUUCUACCACGGCUUCCACAGUGUGUGUGCCUCGGAUGCGCUCAUGCUGCUGCGCCCGGAGGAGGUGGAGAUGUUGGUGUGCGGGAGUCCAGAAGUCGACAUGAGCGCUUUGCAGAAAACGGUUCAGUAUGAAGGAUACGGCAAGACGGAGACCACCAUACGGUGCUUCUGGGACGUGGUGCUGUCCUUCCCUCUGGAGCUGCAGAAGAAGCUCCUCCACUUCGCGACGGGAAGCGACCGCGUUCCCGUCGGAGGGAUGGCCGACCUGAACUUCAAAAUCUCCAAGAUCGACGUUCCAACAGAUUGGUUGCCGAUCUCUCACACCUGUUUCAAUCAGAUCUGUCUGCCUCCUUAUCGAACCAGGAAGGAGCUCAAGCACAAACUCACCAUCGCGAUCUCCAACGCUGAAGGCUUUGGCCUAGAGUGACCGGCCUGUGCACACAAAGACACACUUACUAUCACACACACACACACACACACACAUCUAGCAUCACCAUCUCCAACGCUGAAGGCUUUGGCCCAGAGUGACCGGAAUGUACACACAAACACACACUUACACACAUACCCCUACACAAACACACACACAUGUAGCAUUGCCAUCUCCAACACUUAAGGCUUUGGCCUAGAGGGACCGGCCAGUACACACAAGCACACACCUACACACACAAACACACACACACACAUGUAGCAUCGCCAUCUCCAACACUGAAGGUUUUGGAGACGAACAUACAAAAACACACAAACACACACUAACACACACACACAGACAAACUCCCAUAGAUUGUCAGUGACGUGAACUCUCCGUCACUAACCCCACACACACAUCACGUGGUUGUGGAUCAGACUUUGGAGGAAAGUGGAUCGUAAACAAAGAGUUCUGAUGUCAAAAAGUAGCAUUUACUGAAACGGUGUUCAUAUUUGUGUUGUUGUCCGUUUGCCGAUGUUCAUGUUGCUUCGUUCAUCCCCGCAACAGCUACAGAGAAACACUAGAAAUCCUUUUACUUGCACAUGUUAUGUGUUCUCUUUCAUUUAAGACAACUCUGAUUGAGACGAUGAUAUUUUAAAAACUUUUUAGACGUCAAUAAUGUCGUUUUUAAAAGAACGCAACGUUCAGCGUCAGCUUUCCAGAAGCACAAUUUCAGUCACGUGAAUAUAAGUUUAUAAUACUUCUGGUCCCAUAGCAUUGAAAACAUCAUAAUAAUAAUAACUUUAUUUAUAUAGCACCUUUAAAAACAAAGUUUUCAAAGUGCUUUACAGAGUGUCAAGGCAAAAACAAAUAGAAUGGUAAGAUAAAAAAUAGAACAUUUAAAAAAUAAAAUAAAAAUAAAAAACAGACAAACUAAAUUAGGAGAACCGAAGAUCUGCAUACAAGGACUACAUUGCUAAUAAGCUGUUCUAUAAAAAUGGGCUUUAAGAAGUAAUAAUAAUAAUCAAAGGCUAUUGAAACUUGUGUGUCAACAAACCAGGACACUACUCUUGUAAUAGGAUGCUGAUUUGCUCAGGUAAUUCUUAUGUUAUUUUUUUAGGUAUUCUUAUGAGCCUCUAUUUUAUGGUCCAGGGCAAAGUGAGUGAACAUCUCCACCGAGCCGGUUAGAUUUAAACAGGAAGUCAGGCUUCAAAUGACAAAAUGCUCAAAUUACAUGGAUUCAAUCAUUGUUAGAUAAACAAUUGAAAGAGAGUAUUUUUCAUGACACAGCAAUGAGUACAAAAAAAAAGAAAACUAAUCUGGACAUCAGUCAAGAUGUUCGUUUUUAAAAUGUUCCUGUUUUGUGUUAAAUCUUGACUUCACUGCGUUGGUGACUUUUAAAAUAUCUAUUUUAUGAAACUAUAGGAUUAUAUGUGGAGUAGCAUUUAGCUUUGUUUGCAGCACACUGACAGGAUAUAAAGCUAUAAAGCUUUGCUAUGAGACGAACGCUAUCGUUUUUCAUGAGAUAUCGAUUGUCUUGUGAAGUUGUGUUAUCGUUGUUAUUGUUGUUGUUUUGACAUUGCUGCCUGUUUUAUGGAACAAAAAGGCUGCAGCAGAAAUAUUUUGAAGUUUGUUUUGAAGGUUGUAAUAUUAUGAUACGGUUGCACCAGAACUGUCAUUGUUACAACCCUGUGAAUGUUUCGAGUGUCCUGUGUUGUCCUGUAGUAUCGUGUGGUUCAUGGUUGACCGUUAGUCGAGUAUCGUACCGACAGAGGAUGAAGCAGGAUGGGAAGAGAAGCCAUCUUCUGUACGUCCUAUUCUGGUAUUGGCAUGUACUCUAGGUGAAUAGUCCGACUGGCCAUUUGAAUAUUGAGAUGUUUCACCAAUCGGGGCGAAGUUCUGACUGGUUUAUGACAUGACUUCAGUGUAGCAAGUAUUUCUGGUGUUCAGAGCUCUGAGCCAAACCAGUUUUUAACCUAUGCUGAUAGGAGAAAGCGGACUGUGACGUGGUGCUAAGUGCAUGUAAACAAGUUUAAUGUGAAUCAGCUUCGGUCGCUUCAACAGCAUUGACAAAAUAAGGUUUGAUAGAAUCGUAAAGUUCUAUUGGAUCAUUUGCGGUUGACAAAAUGCAUCGAAGAUCCGAUUAGAUGGCGACUCUCGGCCUUAACGUGUAGCUCGCUUGAGUUCUUUUUGGCUUUCUGCCUGCAGCUGAGCGGUGCUGUUUUUGUCAAAUACACAGCAUCGUCUGUCGGGGUUGCCACGGCAAGAUGUCUAAAAUCCUCACGACUAAGUGACAAAGAGCCCAAAAGUUACCAAGCAACCGUCAAGCAGCUCGCAUCAGUCUAAUUGGGGGUCCCUCUCUUUAUACAAGAAUGGAUCCUUUCUAUGAAGUCCAGCGCAGCAGCAGGAGAGGCUCUGAGAAGGACCUCGUACCACAUUCACACCACGUCGGACUUAUUGUUCAAAACGAGCAGCUGACUAGAGGGAAAUAUCGACGUCCUCGUUUGCCGAAUACUAAAAGGACACAUUCUUUGGAAAAAACAGGAGAUGGUGUCGGAGGAUUCUCGGUCAAGUGGGAUAAAGUGACGUCAGAGGAGUUGUUGUUGUUUUUUUAGAUGUUCAUCUGACCCACGUCUGUUGUUUUUGUAAAAAAUAAAUAAAAAUGGGACCAAACUGUGUCGGGUUAUACAGUGGGACGGAGGUUUGAAAAUAGUUCAAACUGAUUCAAAGUGUUUGUUGAGAUGUAAUUAUUCCCACUCGUCGGAUGUAUGAAAGUACGUAAAAAAGUAGAGAAAGGUCAUGUUUUUUCUGAUGUAUUUUUUGUAUUAUUAUUAUUAUUUAACAAAUAUAAGCGUUCAGGUUUAUGUUGUGUACACUUAGUUCUGUCGUUUGGUAAUGCCUCUACUCUUCGUUGAUGGCCAUACUGUACAUGUGCUUCUCUGUGGCUCAAGUCAUAUAUGAUGUCUGUAUGCAGCAUUUCCAUAAGUAUGUACAGUAAAAUGUGGAUGAGGGGUCAUCAGUCUCUGCCAAAAGAUA
Pseudoliparis swirei is the source of this 5798-nucleotide messenger RNA. It is a transcript of the gene hectd2, whose product is annotated as HECT domain containing 2. Bases 495 to 2783 code for a protein of 762 amino acids. Gene Ontology annotation, molecular function: ubiquitin protein ligase activity. NCBI's taxonomy places the organism in Eukaryota, Metazoa, Chordata, Actinopteri, Perciformes, Liparidae. The transcript has 22 exons. Gene Ontology annotation, biological process: protein polyubiquitination. The record is from RefSeq and is a predicted model, not a curated record.